Tetranychus urticae (two-spotted spider mite) is the source of this 2176-nucleotide messenger RNA. The record is from RefSeq and is a predicted model, not a curated record. Lineage: Eukaryota; Metazoa; Arthropoda; Arachnida; Trombidiformes; Tetranychidae.
UCCCUUGCUGUUGCUGGAAUACAGGCAAAAUGUUUUGCUAAAAAAAGUUUAGUGAGAGAGAUUGGUUUUAAAUUAACUUGUUUUUUCUUGGAGAUUUCAGUUAAUGAUUAUUUCAAUUCAUUAUUUUUAAUUAACCUGGUUUGUGGUUACUAAAGUAAUUAAAAGAAAGAUAAAAAAUUAAUGUCGCCCAACUGACUGAUAUUGCUGAUUGAAGGAUUGAUGCUAAGUGAUUAUUGUAUCUUUUGGUUGCACGCUUUCUAAAUCCUCAGCAACUUGGAUUACUUGUAAGGUUUGCUCAUUGUUCUUUUCAUUGUGCUUUCCUUUCUCUUCUAUGCUUCUAGGUUCAUUUUUUUCUUUCUCUACUCGUUGCUGUAAUAAGCAUAUUUAUAAGUGAUAUUAUUAUUCUUAAACCAAUUAUCAAAGUGAUUUACCAUUUACCAGCUUAAUCUGCUGUUUAAAUAUUCUGUGAAUAGAGACUAGUUUCUUGGACCAUCAGCAAAGUGAUUCAACAAUGACCACCACAGAGCCAGCAACAGACAAAUCAGGACCAGUUGUCGAAACAGAUGCAUCGAAUUCAAAUAAAGCUAUCGCGCUUAAAGAUAAAGCAAACGAAUACUUCAAAAAUCAAGAUUAUUUAAAAGCAAUACUUCUCUAUUCUGAAGCAAUUGAACUGGAUGGAACUCAAGCGGCCCUUUAUUCUAAUAGAAGUAUUGCCCAUCUUCGGUUAGAAAACUUUGGCUACGCUCUAUCUGAUGCAACCAAGGCUAUCGAAUGUGACCCUAAUUACGUUAAAGGUUAUUAUCGCCGUGCCGUAUCUUAUAUGGCUUUGGGUAAAUACAAAGAGGCAGUUAAAGAUUUCGAACACAUUCUAAAGAUAUCUCAAGCUGGUAAAGAAACCCGACUCAGAUUAAAUGAAUGUAAAAAAUUGCUUAGAAAACAAGCUUUUGAGAAAGCCAUUUCAGUUGAUUACGAUAAAAGUGUUGCUGCAUCAAUUGAUCCAGAUCAUAUGCAAGUUGAACCCAAUUACGAUGGUCCACAUAUAGUUAACGGCAAAGUUGAUCUCGAAUUUGUUGUUUCAUUAAUCAAAACCUUUAAAAAAGGCAAAAAAUUGGAUAAAAAGUAUGCUUAUAUGAUUAUUUUACAAGUAGCCGAGCUAUUUAGAAAAUGCGACUCUUUAGUCGAUGUAAAAAUUCCUGAUGAAUCCAAAUUCACAGUAUGUGGAGACAUACACGGGCAAUAUUUUGAUUUGCUAAAUAUUUUCGAACUCAAUGGACUUCCUUCAUCAACCAAUCCAUACCUGUUCAAUGGUGAUUUUGUUGAUCGAGGAUCAUUUUCCGUAGAAUGUAUUCUUACUUUGUUUGCCUUUAAAGCUCUUUAUCCAAACCAUUUCUUCAUGUCAAGAGGUAAUCACGAAAGCCAAACUAUGAACCAAAUGUAUGGAUUCGAGGGUGAAGUAAAAAGCAAAUAUUCGUCCACAAUGUAUGACCUAUUCACCGAAACAUUUAACUUGUUACCUCUUGCUCAUUGCCUUAACAAACGGGUAUUGGUUAUGCAUGGUGGCCUUUUCUCCUCGGACACUGUCACAUUAGAUGAUAUUCGUAAAGUAGACCGAUAUCGACAACCUCCUGAUGAAGGUAUCAUGUGUGAACUUCUCUGGUCAGAUCCAAUGGCCAAACAUGGUCGUGCACCUUCAAAAAGAGGCGUUGGUAUUCAAUUUGGACCAGAUGUGACACAUCAUUUUUGUGAAUUUAAUAAUCUUGACUAUAUUAUUCGAAGUCAUGAAGUCAAAAAUAAUGGCUAUGACCUAGCUCAUGAUGGUAAAAUGAUCACCGUCUUUUCAGCUCCCAAUUACUGCGAUGCCAUCGGUAAUCUAGGAGCUUACAUUACCAUGACUGGUAAAACUUUAAUUCCCGAUUUCCACACCUAUUCGGAAGUGCCUCAUCCUGAUGUCAAGCCUAUGGCUUAUGCGUCAAGUUUUUUCGGAUUAAGGGCUUGAUGUAGUCCUGUAGUUAGCCUGAAAAUAAACAACAACUACAAAGUAAAAAUUGAAUAAACAAUAAAAACGAAACUUCUAACAGACCUUCGCAAACGAAGAAGCAAAAUUUUGAGGUAAAUGCGAAAAUUUUCAUGUAUAUAUUGAUUGAUUAAUCAAAUAAAUUUCUUUUGAAAUAAUCGA